GCGAACGCGGAGCGGAGCGGAGCGGAGCAGAUCAGCCCAACAUGGAAGCAUCCAAGUUCGGCUUCGGCCCCAACCUGCCGCCGGCGUUCAAGUUCGACCCCACCGACGACGACAUCGUCGCCUACUACCUCCUCCCGCGCGCGCUCGGCCUCCCCAACCCGCACGCGCACGCCAUCAUCGAGGACGACCCCGGGAGCGCCCCGCCGUGGGAGCUCCUCCGGCGGCACGGCGGCGACGGCGGGAUCGACCACGCCCUCUUCUACGGCCCCCCCACGGCCGGCCGCCGCAGGAAGCGCACCGUCAAGGGCGGCGGCGUGUGGCAGGGGCAGAAGGUGAACGAGGGCAUCGCCACCCUGCUCGGCCCCGGCGGCGCCGAGCUGGACAUCGCCUACAAGCGCUACGAUCUCACCUUCAAGCGCAAGGUCAGCAUGGGGUACGUCAUGCACGAGUACGAGAUCACGUCGCCGCCGCUCCCCGGCAAGGUGCUCAGCCGCGUCAAGAUCAGCAGCAACGCCAAGGGAAAGGCCGCCGCCGCCGCCGACCAACAGAUUGUGCUCCCGGACCCUGAGCUGCCGGGCACGAGCUACUACGACCACGCCGCCGCCGCCGACCAACAGGUUGUGCUCCCGGACCCUGAGCUGCUGGGAACGAGCUACAACGACCACGACGCCGCCGCGAUGGAGAGCAACGGCGAGGGACUUGGUGACACGCAAGCUGGUGCUCUGUCUGGCGGCAACGGCGGUGACUACUGCUAUGAGCCUCUCAACUGUAUCCUCCCGGAGGGCGAGUACAUGGACAACGGCCUCUCGUUCACCGACCAGCUUGCCGCGGCGAUGAACAGUGACGGCCAGGGAUUCACCGCCGCUCAAGCCGGUGCUUUCUACGGCUGCGGCAUGGUGGAGACGAACGGCGCCUACUAUGGCCCUUCACCGUUCUUCCCGGUUGCUAGCCAAGAGGUUGCCCCAUGGCCUAAUCAGCUGGGCCAGAUCCACAGCCACACCCAGUACUACGCUGGAGAUGACGCUGCCCUGGUGUGCUACGGCGGCGAGCAACAAGCCGGUGGCGCUCUGUGUGGCUACUACAACGAUGACGGCGGUGUCAUGACAACCGAGAGCGCCCACUCAACUAUUUCUCCCGGCAAUGACGGGGAGCAGAACCGGGACGAGACCUAUGACUACAUGCCUCUCGGCGACAACGCCGGCGACUUCAACUGUGAGCAGAACCGGGACGAGACCCAUGACUACAGGCCUCUCGGCGACAACGCCGGCGACUUCAACUGUGAGCAGAACCGGGACGAGACCUAUGACUACACGCCUCUCGGCGACAACGCCGGCGACUUCAACUGUGAGCAGAACCGGGACGAGACCUAUGACUACAGGCCUCUCGGCGACAACGCCGGCGACUUCAACUGUGAGCAGAGCGACGCCGGCGAUGCGGCCACCGAUCGAGAGUGAACUAGUCGAAGCAAUACAUCUAGGAACUACUCGUAGGAUAUGGGAUAGCGUAUCAUACUACCAUACCAUGUCAUGUGCUUGUACCGAUGGAUGGUCUACAAUUACGCACCCGGAUUUUUUGAACUCGAUCCUUAACAAUUUUAUUACAUACGUAAAGUUGUCGCCUCUGGUUGAAAGUUCUUUUCUUACUUAUUACACACUCAGAUGUUUUUCUACUGAUCGGACCUGCUC
Molecule: messenger RNA, 1685 nt
Organism: Hordeum vulgare subsp. vulgare (domesticated barley)
Lineage: Eukaryota; Viridiplantae; Streptophyta; Magnoliopsida; Poales; Poaceae
Product: NAC transcription factor ONAC010-like
Exons: 1
Coding region: 42-1454 (470 amino acids)
Biological process (GO): regulation of DNA-templated transcription
Molecular function (GO): DNA binding
Source: RefSeq, a predicted model, not a curated record